Schistosoma intercalatum is the source of this 2457-nucleotide messenger RNA. The record is from the annotation of a GenBank genome assembly. Lineage: Eukaryota; Metazoa; Platyhelminthes; Trematoda; Strigeidida; Schistosomatidae.
AUGGAAAAUUGUAAAGUUAAUCUAAUUGGAAAUUCAACGGAUGUUGAACUGAUCACUUCUCUCGAAGAUUAUAAAGAACCGGUGCGUAGAGUGCGUCCAGAUGCAUGUAGAAAGUCUAUACAAGCAAGAAGAUGUGUUCAACAUUUGAAAAGAUUGAAAACGCGUUCAAGUAAACUUCAGUACAAUUCAACUAUUCAAGAUAACCAAUAUCAACUAUCAUACGAACUGUUUAAUUCAAUGCAAGAUCUAGGUUCAAUCUCCUUAACUUUAAAUAAUAAUAAUAAUAAUAAUAAUAAUAAUAAUAAUAAUAAUAAUAAUAAUAAUAAUGCUAGUAACUGUCCACAACUUCCUCAACGAAAAAACAUUCUUUCAUAUAGAGAUUACUUAGCCUUACCAAUUGAAAUACGUUAUCCAUACAAUUACGUCAGUGAUUUAUUUGAAGAUGCUCAUCCUGAAAAUGCUGACAGCAAUCGGAAUAAUAAUAAUUAUGAAGAACCCGAUGUUUUCCGGUUCAAUCAUGACGAUGUAGUUUGUGAGGGAGAUCACUAUUUAUUUAACUGUGAACUCAGUGAAUAUUUAGCUGAUGGAGUAUUGGGGAUUUACAAGCUGGAAAAUGAAUUUAUCCCUGCUAAUUUGAGUGCCCGAGAGAAAGAGGUGGCAGAAAUUUUCAAAAAGGAUCCCUAUCCCAAUUUGGUCAUAUGGUCUCUAAGAGAGAUUUUCGAAGAACACGGAGUUCAUAAAUGGAAUCAAACUUACGAUCGAGAUCACAAAACAUUUAAAUAUAGAUAUGGACCAUUGACUCAAAAUGAUUCUGGACUUUAUUAUUGUCGUUUUAUUAUUCCUGGUGAAUAUUCGACUUUAAUGUCGACUUACAUGAAACUUGAAGUUAAUAUGAAGUGUCCUAAACCAUUAAUCAACUGGAUUGUUCGAUUACUCCCAUAUUUCCUAUUGUUCGUCUUUAUCUCAUUGAUUCUUCAACUGGUUUGGCUAUGGAGACGAAAAUCUGAAAUUAUUACAUAUAAGUUGAUAAGUAUUGGACGUUCUAUAGAGUACUAUGAGUUUACUACAGGUGAUGCACAAGUAUCAAAUAACAAUAAUUCGGAUAAUAAUUCAUUUGAAAAUACUACAAGUUUAAUGUUAGACCCGAUUAAUAAACCUGUGAUUAAUAUAAACACUAUUGUCACCCGUCGUCCACCGAAAUUUAUAAAUAAAAUUAAAGAACGAUAUACUACUAAUCGUUACGUAACUUCACCAAGUCAACAACAAUUUUAUAAUAGGUUCACACAUGAAGAAGAUAUACAACGUUUAAAAGAAUUAGAUAAACUAUUCUUAUCCAAUUAUCAACUCGAAAAAGAUGAACAUUAUGAGUUCUCACGUAAAAAUCUUCAAUUAACAUGUCGAUUAGGUUCAGGUGCUUUUGGUAUUGUUUAUAGAGGUGUUGCAGAAAAUUUACCAAAUUGUGUUAACCCUAAUGAGAAAAUCGAUGUUGCUGUUAAAACUUUAAAAGAUGAUUUCACAGAAGAACAUGUGUCUGAAUUCUUGAUGGAAGUGAAUAUUAUGAAACAGUUGCGUCAUAAGCAUAUCAUUGAGUUGUAUGGAGUUUGUACGGAAAAUGGCUCACCACUUUUAAUAAUGGAAUAUGCUCCUUACGGGAAUCUUAAAGAGUAUCUACGUCGUCAUCGGGAAUUUUGGUUGAGUUGUGACAAUUUAUCUUCGAAACUCUUAAAUUUUGGAUGUCAGGUUGCUAGUGGUAUGAAAUAUCUGGAGUCAAAGCGUCUUAUUCAUCGUGAUUUAGCUGCUCGUAAUAUUUUGGUUGGUAAACAUUAUCAAUUAAAAAUUGCUGACUUUGGACUUACAAGAUUUGCUGAGAAUUAUUAUCGUAAAGUGAAAAAUGGUCGUGUUCCUUUAAAGUGGUUAGCUCCGGAAUCUCUAGGUGAUAAAAUCUAUACAAUUAAGUCGGACGUCUGGUCAUUUGGUAUACUAUUGUGGGAGAUAUUCACCCUUGGCUCAUCACCAUAUCCAAAUAUUAAUGUAACAGGAAUUAUACAUUCAAUUCAAUCAGGUGUACGUAAUGAAAAACCAUUAUUAGCAUCAAAUACAAUUUAUCAAAUUAUGUGUAACUGUUGGCAGUUUGAUCCAAAAGAACGAUUAUCAUUUUCAGAAUUAGUGAAUUUAUUAGAAUUACAAAUCAAUGAACAUGAUGAUCGUACUGAAAUUAGUGAAACAACUUCAGGAAUAUCAACAUAUCAUGAUGAUGAUAAUCAUAAUAAUUAUAACAGUGAUUUAUUAAUAAAUAAUAAUGAUAAAAAUAAUAAAUUAGAUAUAGACAUUAGUAUUACGACUAAUGGAUAUGGUAGUUUUGAUUUCUCUGACGAUGAUCAACAGAGUGAUGAAUAUGUUCAUCAUCCUAUUUUGUCAACAGCAUUUACUUCAGUUUACUGUGAAAUGAGAGCCUAA